Messenger RNA from Iphiclides podalirius (scarce swallowtail), 228 nucleotides. The record is from the annotation of a GenBank genome assembly. NCBI's taxonomy places the organism in Eukaryota, Metazoa, Arthropoda, Insecta, Lepidoptera, Papilionidae.
AUGACGAGUGCUCUCAAUAAUCCUCCUUUAUCCCGAUGCCACUCGCUCGAAGAUCCUCUUAAAAUACCCACCACCCCGCCCCCCCCCCUACCCCCACAUCCGCUUCUUUUAAUAUCCGACGAGGCCGCGGAAUGCACUCCGGUGUCCGUACCGCGCGACGCGGCCGCGGCCUUUCAUCUCCCCCACCCGACGCGACGGCAAUUAAAGGCGACGGCAAAAAGGCCCAAG